Molecule: messenger RNA, 4165 nt
Organism: Triplophysa dalaica
Lineage: Eukaryota; Metazoa; Chordata; Actinopteri; Cypriniformes; Nemacheilidae
Gene: kcna1b
Product: potassium voltage-gated channel, shaker-related subfamily, member 1b
Exons: 2
Coding region: 335-1813 (492 amino acids)
Biological process (GO): potassium ion transmembrane transport; protein homooligomerization
Cellular component (GO): neuronal cell body; dendrite; synapse
Molecular function (GO): protein binding; delayed rectifier potassium channel activity
Source: RefSeq, a predicted model, not a curated record
UUUGGGCUACUUACCGCAAGUUUCGGACGGCAGGAGGUGAACAUUGUGGAUCGGUUAUAUUUUUGCUCUUAUGGAUUUCACAGGACGCAUUUUAGCGCGCAUGGGGCUGUAAUGUGGUCUCUUGAAUAACAGAGGUUUUGCGCACAUCUUUGCAUUGCCCACGUGAGCACACAGAGGAGGCGCACUGCUCCACUGGAGAUGGAGAUGGUCGACGUUUGGUGGAACGUGAUGCUGGACGCGUUGUCGGGUCGUUGAACAGCAUCGGGUUUUGGAUGAGCGUAGAAACUGGCCUGAACAUCCGCUGCCAUCCGGUAUUGCGAACUUGAGCUUCAGGAUGACUGUGGUGGUGGUUGGAGAGAACAUGGACGAGACCUCCUCCACGAUGCAGGGGCAUCCGCAGGACUCGCAGUAUUCCCCCGAGUGCUGUGAGCGGGUGGUCAUUAACGUCUCAGGGCUGCGCUUCGAAACGCAACUCAAGACUCUGGCCCAGUUCCCAGACACUCUGCUGGGCCACCCCAAAAAAAGGAUGCGCUACUUUGACCCUUUACGAAACGAGUACUUCUUUGACAGAAACCGUCCCAGUUUCGACGCCAUCCUGUACUACUAUCAGUCCGGGGGGAGGUUGAGAAGACCCGUCAACGUUCCCUUGGACAUGUUCUCGGAAGAGAUUAAAUUUUACGAGCUCGGAGAAGAGGCCAUGGAAAAAUUCAGAGAGGACGAGGGCUUUAUUCGCGAGGAGGAGCGUCCUCUGCCGGAUAAUGAAUUUCAGAGACAGGUUUGGCUGCUGUUCGAGUAUCCCGAGAGUUCGGGGCCGGCCAGAGGGAUUGCAAUAGUGUCUGUCAUGGUCAUCCUCAUUUCCAUAGUCAUAUUUUGUUUGGAGACUUUACCAGAGCUAAAAGAAGAUCCGCGGGGGCGGUUCCAAGUUGUGGGCAACAGCACGGUUUUUUACAAACCCAACUUCUUUACCGACCCUUUCUUUAUCGUAGAGACGCUCUGCAUCAUCUGGUUUUCUUUCGAGUUGAUUGUUCGCUUUUUCGCUUGCCCAAGUAAAGCAGCCUUCUUCAAGAACAUGAUGAACACGAUCGACGUGGUGUCCAUUAUUCCGUAUUUCAUAACGCUUGGAACAGAGAUGGCAGAAGACCCUGAUGCAAGGGAGGUCAAGGGCAGUGGAGAUCAGGCAACGUCUUUGGCCAUUCUCAGGGUUAUCCGCCUGGUCCGGGUGUUUCGGAUAUUCAAGCUCUCCAGACACUCAAAAGGACUUCAGAUCUUGGGUCAGACUCUAAAAGCCAGCAUGCGAGAGCUCGGCCUCUUGAUCUUCUUUCUGUUCAUCGGUGUGAUCUUGUUUUCUAGCGCGGUGUACUUCGCUGAGGCCGAAGAGAAAGACUCCUUCUUCACUAGUAUCCCAGACGCUUUCUGGUGGGCAGUGGUUUCGAUGACCACCGUAGGGUAUGGGGACAUGUACCCUGUCACUAUAGGGGGAAAGAUAGUGGGCUCUCUGUGCGCCAUCGCAGGAGUGCUUACCAUCGCCCUACCCGUGCCUGUGAUCGUGUCCAACUUUAAUUAUUUCUACCACCGAGAAACUGAAGGUGAAGAACAGGCUCAGCUCCUCACUGUGAGCAAUCCGAACAUCGCGUCCGACUCCAACUCCAGUCGACGCAGCUCGUCUGGCGUCAGCAAGUCGGAAUACAUGGAAAUAGAUGAGGAUCUCAAUAACAGCAUUGACAAUUUUAGAGAGGCCAACCUGCGAACGGGGAACUGCACGGUCUCCAAUCAGAACUGCGUCAACGUGGGAAAGCGACUUACUGAUGUUUAGAUCUCCGACUUCAUUCUGGGGUAUAAAAAGACAGCUGAACUGUACAUAAUGUAGUUUAUUAGUAUCAGAAUGCAUUAACUGGGCAUCUAAUAACGUGUUAUUUCAUUGCACAUUAUUCUUUUCUUAAGACACUAACAUUUAUGCAUUUGGCAGAUGCUUUUAUCCAAAGCGGCUCACGUUGAAUUCAAAGUAUAAUCUACAUUUUAUCAGUAUGUGCUCACCCAGAGAAUAGAGUCUAUGAUUUUGGCACUGCUAGUUUCACGUUUUGUCAGUUGAGCUACAGGAACACCAAAACAAGAUUUGUCUAAUGUCUGCCUGUGGAUACCAAAUAUAAUUGUCAGGGCAAUGAAGACAGAAUUUCACCAAUGGAUAUGAAGUACAUGUUGGCAGCAUGAAAGCGUUUUUACAAUGUAUCUGAAAAGAUUCAGAGUUUGUUCAUUAAUUUAGUGUUUGUUUGUUCGUUUGUUUGUGUCUUUCAUAAGCUAUUGUAAACCGUUAACAAAUUGAAUGUUCAAUCUCAGUUCAUUGAUUAUGCAGAUUAUGGCAUGUUUUAUGAAAUCUCGAGGUCUAUUCUAUAUGGUACUGCGUAUCUAAAACAAAUAACAUGGCAACUGAUUUCAAACACUGCCCAUUAAAAGCACAACUUUCUUUACGUAUUUAAAAACUUUACAUUAAAACCUUUUUCAAGGCAGUAUUAAAGUAUUGAUUUGAAAGUAGACGCUUUUAAAAUGUACAUAUUUAUACUUGUUUACUCAUCAAUGGUUGCCCUCACAGGCUUUUUUUGUUCUAUUUAUUCUUUAUAUAUUGAAUAAUAUAUAUAUAUAUAUACAUCUAUAAUUCAUGAUAUAUUUCAAGAAUAGUGCCUUCCGUCCUCUAACUGACAAAGAGUGUCCACGUGCAAUAGUUACAGCUGCAAAUAUCUUAACAUGCGAGGGGUUCGAUUUCAGGAGGUGAUCCUUGUGUUUAUAACAGAAUCAAAUCGUCUGCAUCUCUGCAUCAGAUGUUGCGUUACACAGAAGUGUAAAACAUUUCUUGUCUGAGGUUUGUUUUCUGAACAUCAUUGUGGUAUAUUUGGCACUGGCUGUGCUGUGCUCAUUGGUUUAUGUGGAUCUACCUCAGAUUGGUCAUGCAGUUACUCUGUCGUGAGGGAGAGCAUUUACGGAAUAGAAAGAUAAUUUUGUGUUUAUAAAACACUACUUCAUUGUCCAUGAAGAAAUUAUAAUAAUAGUUCAUUUCUCGGAGGGGUCAAAUUGAUUCGUUAAAGAUAGAUGACGAUAACACUAGCCAUUCCCCAGUGAUACUAUGUGAGCGCAAUAUUUGAUAACGCUAUAAUACGCACAGGGCAACAACAGGGAUAGUGAUAGAUUGAAACUGCCAUUUCUCUUAAAAGCAUCACAACAAAACCUUUAAGCUGAGUGUAAAUCUUGUCUCUCGAAACCUAAAGCACUUUAAGGAGACGUCAUGUAUUAUAGGUUUUGUAUAGGAAUGCGCUUAAGCACGGAAAGUAGAAUAAAGAAUCUUAAAUUGGUAGGACAGGAUCUUAUUCAGCGUUGUUUUCUUGCAACCCUUUAAUUUGUUCUUAGAGACAUUUAAGACAUCCGCACGCCGACUGUGUUGCUUUGUCUAAGAGUUAAACAUCUGAGUUUUAAAAACAUUUGAAAAGACACAUAUAUUUUUACAAUGAAAAAAUACCUUUAAAUAGAUGUCCAUGAAAGGUAUCUGUAAGAUGUUUAUUGUACAUAUAGAUGUCUGCAGUUUAAGAUACAACAAAAAUGAAAUACAAAAAACCACCGGACCAAAUACAGCUUAGUGUUUUUCAUGUCAUUUAUGCAGGUUAUUAAGAUAAUAAUGCAGAAAAGAUAUAUCUACGUAUAAAAAACACACUGCCACCAGAAGAUCAGACGUGUAUGUGUUCUUAGUAAGCAUCUUCCAUCUAGAUUUCUAGCAUUGUUAGCAUCUAGCAUUGUUAGCAUCGUUGAAGAUGGAGCGCUUGGUGUAAAUGAAUGAAUUCAGACGGAUCUCUGAAUUACGAUUUCGUUUGUUUUUGUUUCAACUGUUAUGCCAUAUAUGAAACUCAAGCACUUUGAUAUUAUGCAUGCAGAGAGAUUCUGGGCUCAUGUCGCAAUGGCGUGGGACAUGCAGACGCCAAGAAAAGCUUUUUUCUCAUGUACUUUUACGUUUCGGGUUAUGUCUGCAUACUUAAAUAUGUGUUGCGUUACGAGACAGUAUGACCAUUUUAAGUCGAUUUUUUUUUACAGUUUUUAAAGAAUGUUUUUCAAAAUUCAUUUUGACUCAAGAAAAAAUGAGACCCGCAAGGCAUUCAUGUUGACAAAUAAAAAACCUCUAAUUAUG